This is a messenger RNA of Fundulus heteroclitus (mummichog), 3995 nucleotides long. RefSeq names its product multiple C2 domains, transmembrane 2a (gene mctp2a). The record is from RefSeq and is a predicted model, not a curated record. Bases 118 to 3222 code for a protein of 1034 amino acids. The transcript is spliced from 23 exons. Gene Ontology annotation, molecular function: calcium ion binding. Lineage: Eukaryota; Metazoa; Chordata; Actinopteri; Cyprinodontiformes; Fundulidae. Gene Ontology annotation, biological process: regulation of neurotransmitter secretion. Gene Ontology annotation, cellular component: synaptic vesicle membrane.
AGUUAGGAUGGUUGAGAUGUCUCCGGGAAAAAAAACAAAUUGUGGAGUGGUAAGAAACUAACUCAUUGUCUCCGUCACGCCAUUCAGAAGAGGUCAGCCGAGCAGGUAUCACUUAAAAUGGAUGGCAAAAAGAAGUUUUUGGAUCAUUUUCGUCUAAAACCGAAACUACCCAACCCCAAGAAGCCACGUAAAAAGCUGCUUGCCAAACAGCCAAGGAAUCUAGCCAAUCGGCGAAGCAUAUCGGUGCCAGACCUUACCCUUAUUCCAGGCGUAGCCAUUCCUGCUGAAAGGGAUGCCCUGGCCACCCCUUCUGAGCGCAUCAGCUUUGGCUACUCUCCUGGUCUGAGUGAUACGGAUUCUGUUGCUAGCAGCUCAAUCAACGAAGGACCGCUUUUUGACGACAAGUUCACCGACUUGCUCUCAGAGAUUCCACACGUGACUGAUAAGCCGUGCAAUCUAGCAUUAUCAUCAAGCAGAGUGAGUGCCCCGCCAGCCUUUGACGAUGGGAUUUACACAAAAAAUUCAAGCCCAAAGACCAGAAGGGAUGUUAAUAUAGAAGGCAUUUCUGAGGAGGAUAAAAUACCCAGGGUUUUGCCAAAGUUCACAUUCGAGCCAAUUCAAGAACCCAAAAGCGAUCAGGCGGAGAAGAAAAGUCCGCCCGAUGAAGAGCCCCGAACUCGCAGAAGGAUGUCUGACACCGUUGCGGCCGUUCUCAACAGAGCAUGCUCACUGGGGGACGAAAGACGUCCUCACGUCGAGAAGAGGACCGUGAUGUUCGAGACAAAAAAGCCGACGUUUGAAAAGCUGGCUCUGCAAACCAGCCGACCCAACUCCUCCACAGAAAGGCAGUCCUUACUAGAUGCUCAAUUUGUCAGUGCAGAUGCUUUGUCUCUGUAUUGUGCUUGUGGCACUCCCAGCGAGGAGCAAGGCACCAUGCCCUGGCCAUCGACCUGGGAGGAAGAGGACCUUGAACAGGUGUCCUCUUCCUCUCUGCUCAGAGAGAUGUCCAUGGACGAGGGUCUUCUGGAUUUGGAAAACCAGGAAGAGUCACUAGAGGAGAACUCUGCAGAAGCUUAUGAACCAUGUGAAGAAUUUGAUGAAAAUGGUCCAGAGCAUGCAGAAGGCGGCGACAUCUUGUCGCCAGGCCUUCACAUACCCUCCCCGUUCCAGAGGUACCUCCUGAGCAUCAACUUAAAGUACGGUCGGAAUCUGGUCGUCAGAAGCAGGCGUUCCGCUACAAGUGAUCCUUAUGUGAAGUUUAAACUUGAAGGGAAGCAGUUCUAUAAAAGUAAAGUGGUGUACAAGGACCUGAAUCCCCGAUGGAACGAGUCCUUCUCUCAUCCGCUUCGAGACAGGCACCACGAUGUGGAACUGCGGGUCUACGACAAAAAUCUCACAGCUGAUGACUUCAUGGGUUCAACCAACAUUUCUCUGAAAAACCUCGAGUUGCACAAGACACAUGAGAUGGAGUUGCAGCUUGAGGACCCUAAGAGCAAAGAAGAUGACAUGGGCGUUAUCGUCGUCGAAGUCCACUUGACGUUCCGAGAUGCCACAGUGAAAAGAGGCCCUAGAUUCCGUCCGAAAAAGAAGCAGCAGAACCAGUGCCCAACUCCACGCCUUUCCGACUCACCAAAGAAUCAGCUGAAGAACCAGAUGUGGAGCGGCGUACUCAGUAUCACCCUGGUGGAGGGACAAGACCUGCCCCAGUACGGCCAGGGGGACGUAUACGUCCGCUUCCGCCUCGGGGAUCAGAAAUACAAAAGCAAGAACCUUUGCAUUCAACCGAAUCCCCAGUGGAGAGAGCAGUUUGACUUCAAUCACUUUGAAGACGUCCAGGAACCUCUGCAGGUGGAGGUGUUCUCAAAGAGAGGGCGGAAGGGGGCAGAAUCAUGGGGGAUGUUUGAGGUUGACGUAGCUAGGCUUCCUUUGAAUGAAAGGCAGCACUGCACUAAUGUGUUGGACCCUGGAAAAGGCAAGCUGUUCUUCCUGGUCACACUGAGGCCCUGCUGGGGCGUCUCGAUCUCUGACGCUGAAAACCCUACAUAUGCGAAUCAAGAGGAGAGAGACCAAGUGAUGGAAAGACUUAGUUUGAAAAACUCUCACAAAUGUUUACAAGAUGUCGGGUUCCUUCAGGUCAGCGUGCUAAAAGCAAACGAUCUUCCAGCCACAGACAUCAAUGGAAAAAGCAACCCCUUCUGUGUUAUCGAGCUUGGGAACUGCAAACUUCAAACUCAAACUGUUUACAGGACAGUCAAUCCAGAGUGGAACAAAGUCUUUACAUUCCCAAUAAAGGACAUUCAUGAUGUUGUGGAGGUGACUGUCUUUGAUGAAAAUGGUGACAGAUCCCCAAAUCUUUUGGGGAAAAUUGCUAUCCCUUUACUGACAGUUCAGAAUGGUCAGCAGGUGUCUCUGCUCUUGAAGAAAGAUGACCUGGGAAGAACGUCUAAAGGAACCAUCACACUUUUGCUGGAUGUCAUUUAUAACAAGGUCAGAGCUGGUGUCAGGACCUUCCAACCAAAGGAGGUAAAACUUACUGAGGAGAAUCCAAAGUUCAACAAGAAGAUCCUUGCCAGGAAUAUAUAUCGGGUUCGAAAAAUCAGUACAGCAGUUCUGCACACGUUACAGUACAUUAAAAGCUGUUUUCAGUGGGAGAGCAGGCAACGGAGUCUAAUAGCCUUUCUGAUCUUCCUGGUGACAGUGUGGCAUUGGGAGCUCUUCAUGCUACCGCUCUUCUUGCUGCUGCUCAUCGGCUGGAACUACAUCCAGCUCUCCAGGGAAAAGGCCAGCUCCAACCAGGAACUGGUGAACAUGGCCAUGGGUGACGACGAAGAGGAAGACGAAAAGGAACCUGGGAAAAAGGGUUUGAUGGAUAAAAUCCAUAUGGUGCAGGAAGUGGUGCUGGUUGUCCAGAAUGUUUUGGAGGAAAUCGCCAACAUCGGGGAGCGAGUCAAAAACAUAUUCAACUGGUCGGUGCCAUUCAUGUCAUGCUUGGCCGGCCUGGUGCUGUUUGUGGCUGCUUUUCUUUUGUAUUUAAUCCCACUACGGUACAUUGUGCUAGUAUGGGGCAUUAACAAAUUUACCAAGAAACUGCGCAGCCCAUAUACUAUUGACAGUAAUGAAAUACUGGAUUUCCUCCAGAGGGUGCCUUCUGAUGUUCAGAAGGUGCAGUAUAGUGUGUUGAGAGCGCCCACUGGACAGAGCCAGCCACGCAAGAAGAAGUAAGCGCAGUGGACAUGCUGGAUGAAAGGCUGGUUUUCCUUUCUCUGUUUCCCCCUUUUUUUUUUUCUUUUUUUUUUUGCGCGUUACGUUGCAGUCCACCUGACAACAAAUGCUCCAGUGCCAGCUGAACCCGUGACCCCGCAUACCCGGCCGCACCACCCCAACUCUGCCCCCUGCUGCUGAGGGGCAGCCAGCCGCUCUCUGCCUUGUGCGUUUGCCACCCCCCUGACAGGGGCUGUGAACUGCAGCAGCUAGGAGGGCAGCACAUGGUGCUGUCAAUCUCGCGCUCGGAGGUAAAGAAAAGGGAGCUCUGCAAGGCUCAAGCUUCAUCUUUGAAAAUAAUUUAGAAAAGGAAUACAAGGCAUCGGGGUUGGCUCACCGAAGAACUCGCUUUUUAUUUUUUUAUUAUUUUUGGUUAGAAAUUUGCCUCAAGGUAAAAGACAAUACAACCUUUACAAGCAACUGUAAUGUUUUUAUUCUUCACAAGUUAAUGUAAUGAAAUGCUAUCUUAUAUGAUGACAGAAAACCUUUUUUAUUAUUACAGAAAAGAAUACUGAAUUUUACUAUACAAUCUGUGGUAUGGUCCCUCUGUGUAUAAUUUAACGGUGCCACGUUUUCUACCUAUCUUAAAAACUAACAUGUAUUUAUGUUCUGAAUGUGUAUUAAUUCCAGUUACCUGCACUUGAGUUACUGACGUUUUAUGUUGGAUUUCUGUGAAAGUAUCGUGUUUACAUAGUCAGAUGGAGAGUUUGAAUAAAGAAUCUUGAUCAAGUUGA